AUGGUGUCCAACCCCCAACGGGGGGAGAUUCUGCUCAGGGAACUGCAGGGGGAUUCCCGAAGUCUUCCGUUUUCUGAGAAUGUGAGUGCUGUUCAAAAAUUAGACUUUUCAGAUACAAUGGUGCAGCAGAAAUUGGAUGAUAUCAAGGAUCGAAUUAAGAGAGAAAUAAGGAAAGAACUGAAAAUCAAAGAGGGAGCUGAAAAUCUGAGGAAAGUCACAACAGAUAAAAAAAGUUUGGCUUACGUAGACAACAUUUUGAAAAAAUCGAAUAAAAAAUUAGAAGAACUACAUCACAAGCUGCAGGAAUUAAAUGCAUAUAUUGUUGUAUCAGAUCCAGAAGGUAUUAAAGAUUGCCCAACGACUCCAGGUACUCCAAAUAGUGACCCUCGUUGUUCUACUAGCAACAAUAGAUUGAAGGCUCUACAAAAACAGUUGGAUAUAGAACUUAAAGUAAAACAAGAUGCAGAGAAUAUGAUACAGAUGUAUUCAAAUGGAUCUUCAAAGGAUCGGAAACUCCAUGGUAUAGCUCAGCAACUGCUCCAGGACAGCAAGACAAAAAUAGAAGUCAUACGAAUGCAGAUCCUUCAGGCAGUCCAGACUAAUGAAUUGGCUUUUGAUAAUACAAAACCUGUGAUAAGUCCUCUUGAACUUCGGAUAGAAGAAUUAAGGCAUCAUUUUAGGAUACAGUUUGCAGUAGCAGAAGGUGCAAAGAAUGUAAUGAAAUUACUUGGCUCAGGAAAAGUAACAGACAGAAAAGCACUUUCAGAAGCUCAAGCAAGAUUUAAUGAAUCAAGUCAGAAGUUGGACCUUUUAAGUUACUCAUUAGAGCAAAGAUUAAAUGAACUCCCCAAGAAUCAUCCCAAAAGCAGUAUUAUUAUUGAAGAACUUUCACUUGUUGCUGCAUCACCAACACUAAGUCCACGUCAAAGUAAGAUAUCUACACAAAAUCAAUAUAGUACACUAUCCAAACCAGCAGCAUUAACAGGUACUUUGGAAGUGCGUCUUAUCGGCUGCCAAGAUAUCCUAGAGAAUGUCCCUGGACGGUCAAAAGCAACAUCAGUUGCACUGCCUGGUUGGAGUCCAAGUGAAACCAGAUCACGUUUCAUCAUCAAAAUGAGUAAAAGUAAAAGCAGAAGUCGUGGAAAUCUAAAAACCGAUGACUUGUCCAAUGAUGUCUGUGCUGUUUUGAAGCUCGAUAAUACUGUGGUUGGCCAAACUAGCUGGAAACCUAUUUCCAAUCAGUCAUGGGACCAGAAGUUUACACUGGAACUGGACAGGUCACAGGUUACCUUUUUUAAUCCAGUUAUUGAAAGAAGACCAAAGCUUCAAAAACAAAAGAAAAUUUUUUCAAAGCAACAAGGCAAAAGAUUUCUCAGAGCUCCUCCAAUGAAUAUUAUUAUUGCCACUUGGAGAAGGCUAGUAAGAAGAGCUAUUCCUACAGUAAAUCAUUCUGGCACCUUCAGCCCUCAAGCUCCUGUGCCUACUACAGUGCCAGUGGUUGAUGUACACAUCCCUGAACUAGCACUUCCAGCUAGUGAUUCUACAGCAAUCAAACUGGACUUUGAUCUUGAGCCUGAACCUCCUCCAGCCCCACCACGAGCUUCUUCCCUCGCAGAAAUAGAUGAAUCUUCUGAAUUAAGAGUUUUGGAUACACCAGGACAGGAUUCAGAGACUGCUUUUGAUAUUGAGAAUGACAGAAAUAAUAUACUUCCAAAAUCUCAAUCUGAAUACAAGCCUGAUACUCCUCAGUCAGGCCUAGAAUAUAGUGGUAUUCAAGAACUUGAGGAUAGAUCUCAGCAAAGGUUUCAGAUUAAUCUACAAGAUUUCAGGUGUUGUGCUGUCUUGGGAAGAGGACAAUAUGGAAAGGUGCUUUUAGCUGAAUAUAAACACACAAAUGAGAUGUUUGCUAUAAAAGCCUUAAAGAAAGGAGAGAUUGUGGCUCAAGAUGCAGUAGACAUCCUGAUGCGUGAAAAAAGAAUCUUCGAAACUGUGAAUACUGUAAGGCAUCCCUUUUUGAUGAACCUUUUUGCAUGUUUCCAAACCAAAGAGCAUGUUUGCUUUGUAAUGGAAUAUGCUGCUGGUGGGGACCUAACGAUGCACGUUUGUACUGAUGAUGUCUUUUCUCAACCAAGAGCUGUAUUUUAUGCUGCUUGUGUAGUUCUUGGGUUGCAGUAUUUACAUGAACACAAAAUUGUUCAUAGAGAUUUGAAACUGGAAAACUUAUUGCUAGAUACGGAGGGCUUUGUGAAAAUUGCUGAUUUUGGUCUUUGCAAAGAAGGAAUGGGAUAUGGAGAUAGAACAAACACAUUUUGUGGCACUCCUCUAUAUCUUGCCCCAGAACUAUUAACAGAAACUUCUUAUACAAGGGCUGUAGAUUGGUGGGCCCUUGGCGUGCUUAUAUAUGAAAUGCUUGUUGGUGACUCUCCCUUUAUUGGUGAGGUUGAAGAGAAAGUUUAUGACAAUAUUGUAAAUGGUGAAGUAAGGUAUCCAAGGUUCUUAUCUACAGUAGCCAUUUCUAUAAUGAGAAGUCUGUUAAGAAGAAAUCCUGAGCAGCGCCUUGGGGCUACUGAGAAAGAUGCAGAAGAUGUAAAAAAGCACCCAUUUUUCUGCCUAAUUGAUUGGAGCGCUCUGAUGGACAAAAAAGUAAAGCCACCAUUUAUACCUACCAUAAGAGGACGAGAAGAUGUCAGUCAUUUCGACGAUGAAUUUACCUCAGAAGCACCUAUGCUGACUCCACCUCGAGAACGAAGGAUACUUUCGGAAGAGGAGCAGGAAAUGUUCAGAGAUUUUGACUACACUGCUGAUUGGUGUUAAGUUGCUAGACACUGCGAAACCAAGCUGACUGACUCACAAGAAGACCUCUUAAAAAUAGCAACCCUUCAUUUGCUCCCUGUGCCACCAAUAGCUGAUGAGUUUUGAUUUGUUUUGUUUUUUUUAAUUGAAACACGUGAAGAUUUGUUUAAAAGUACCAUUCUAAUACUUCUUCAAAAGUGGCUUCUCAUUGUACUUCAGCGUAAAUAUGAGCACCGGGAACAGUUUCAUGGAGUUUAAGUUGAGUGAACAUCGGCCAUGAAAAUCCAUCACAAAUACUUUUGGAUCAAUAGUCUAUUUUAAAAAAGAAAGAAAAAAACCACUUUUUUACAGUCCCUAGCUUUGCCAUAUGCCUGCCUUAAGUGGAAGGAAAAUUAAUCACUUAACGAUGUUUUACAAAAAGCAUUCCAAGGCCUUUUUUUCU
This is a messenger RNA of Symphalangus syndactylus (siamang), 3235 nucleotides long. Its product is annotated as serine/threonine-protein kinase N2-like. Lineage: Eukaryota; Metazoa; Chordata; Mammalia; Primates; Hylobatidae. Gene Ontology annotation, biological process: signal transduction; protein phosphorylation. The record is from RefSeq and is a predicted model, not a curated record. Gene Ontology annotation, molecular function: ATP binding; protein serine/threonine kinase activity; small GTPase binding.